GAAUGACCUUAGAUGAAUUUACUUUUUAUGUACCAGUAAUUCAAGGCUGUAUCUAGGUUCACGUUUUUGAACACAACUUGAGGAUGAUGAAAAGUUAUCCAAGCGUAUGUUUACUGCUGUAUAAUGUUCACCAUAAAAUAAACACUUAUAAAUGAGGUAUAUUGGCUGAACUUGAUUUCGAUUUCUUAGAACAACAUUUCAUUUUUGAAGUAUAAGUGAAUUUCCCAUAAGAGCAUCAUAUGGCGUGGCCAGGUUUUUUAUCUUUUUUAUUUUCGCUUUUAAACACGUUGUUGUUCCAAAAUGAUCCAUUCUUGGGACAAACUGGCGAGCCACUCCUUGUAAUAAGAACAACACCAGCGCCAAACCUCACACAGGGAGUACUUAUUGACUGGACUCGACCACCUGGUACUAUUCUAACUGAUUGCAUUGCUAUACGUUCGCAAAUUACAGUUAAUUUACAAGACGAGAAAAACAAUAUAAACGAGAGCACAUCCGUUAAUGCUGUACCAGAAGAUUUGAUCUUUCUAAAUUCCUCUUGUGAAGAUAAAUUCCAAUUCGUGUCGCUUCAAUGGACACCAACUAAUGGCAAAACCAACUGGAGUCUUAUAUUUCAUUUUGCCAAAGACGAAGAAAGGUAUACUUUAGAGUCAGUGAAGCUUAUAUAUGCCCUCAAUAAUUCAGCUACCGAAAAUGAAGCUGCCACAGAUACAUCUAUGUUCAGUGUCCCCGUUGGUGCGUAUUUCACAUGUGACGAUGAAAUACAUAAGGAAUUAUCAGGGAACGAUGGACAAGAUGUGAAAAUUGAUAUUUAUUUUAAUAAUUCAAGUAUGGAAGCGUUCAAACUUUACAAUAGAGCAGAAUUCGAAAGCCAUGCCGUAGACUGUCCAGGUAGCAGACCAUGGCAGUAUAAAGUUCUAUUGGUUGUAUGCACUACAUUGCUUGCCACAUGUAUUUUUGUAUUCGUGACAUAUCUAAUCAUUCGCCGUGGAAAACAAACAACUUAUGAACCAAUGAAAUAGUAUUAAAGAUCCACGAAGAUGCAUAUAUAUAAAUAUUGUUUAGACGUGCUUUGUUACUUUCUGUUUUGUGAAUUCGCCUCCUGUUUAAAAGUCGUUACUUUGGUUCCUUUUGUUAUUCUUUUCUAUUUCAUCAUGAACAAAGAAAAAAUGCAUAUUUUCAGGAUCAUGUUUACUGGACUAAGUUUUCAUUUCCACUUAAUUAAAUAGGUAACAAGUUGUGAGAAUUUCUACUCCUGAUUUAAGGUUUAAUAUUCUAUGUACAUAAUCCUUCACAUUCGAUUUUCUGACUUCAAUAAGAACUAACUUAUGCCUGUCAUAUUUAAUAUAUUCGACUUUUCUAAUUAUUAAUGAUAAUAUGUUGUAACUUUUGUAAAUAUGACGGCUUUUUUUGUAUAUUGGCGUACCUGAAAUAAAC
Messenger RNA from Trichobilharzia szidati, 1434 nucleotides. NCBI's taxonomy places the organism in Eukaryota, Metazoa, Platyhelminthes, Trematoda, Strigeidida, Schistosomatidae. The record is from the annotation of a GenBank genome assembly.